AGGGUUUUCGAAGAACCCUAAAUCCCCAAUUUCAAUUGUCUAUCUCGUCAUCGGUCGUCGGACGUCGGACGUCGGCUUUCUUUCACUCUCUCAAACUCACUUACCGGCUAUUGCGCUCAACUCUUGCUUUUCUGACUCAGAUAGUAUCGCAAAAUUACGCUACCCCUGACUUUGGAUCCUGGGUCCGUCGUCCUUUGCUCCCUCAGUCACUCGUAUUUCACCCCAUUCUUCACUAAAAGCAAGUUAUUUUUUUGCAAUAAUUUGUCCAGUCACCAGUGAUUGGUAUGAUUUGUUGAUGAGAAUGAAGAAAUCAUUUCGAUAAUCUAUUUUCUUCCUCUCAAAAAUCAAAAUGAAGAAGAAACGAACCCAAGAAUCCCAACUUCAAUAUGAACUAGGAACAUGUUUGAAGCAAAACAAUCUCACAAAAGCUAUUUCUCUUUAUGAUUCAGCUCUUUCUCAAAACCUUCGUUUAUCUUCUCACCACUUCAAUGCAAUCCUCCACCUUUGUUCUUCCUCUGAUUCUCUCUCCUCACCAACCAAGGCCUUAGCUCUUGAAAAUGGUUUCAGGGUUUUCCACCAUAUGCAAUCCCACAACAUCCCACAAACUGAGGCAACAAUUACCCAGGUUGCCCGCCUUUCAGCUGCUAAAAAUGACCCAGAUUAUGCUUUUGAGUUGAUUAAAUCAAUGAAAAAUAAAGGGGUCUUGCCAAAAUUGAGGACUUAUAGUCCUGCAUUGUUUGGUUUCUGUGAGAAUUUGAGGGUUGAGGAAGCAUAUGCUGUGGAGGAGCAUAUGAGGGGUAAUGGGGUGAGGUUAGAAGAGGCAGAAGUGUGUGCCCUUUUGAGAGUUAGUGCUGAAUUGGGGAGAGAAGAGAAGGUGUAUGAGUAUUUGCAUAAGUUGAGGGAGGUGGUGAGGGGUGUGAGUGAGGAGGUGGCACUUGUUGUGGAGAAAUGGUUUCGGGGGGAGAAGGCGGCUGAGGUGGGUGUUGAAGGGUGGGAUGUUGGGAAGAUGAAAGAUGAGAGGGAGAGGUGUGGGGGUGGGUGGCAUGGAAAGGGGUGGUUAGGGAAGGGGAAUUGGGAGGUGAAGAAGGUAAAGAUUGGGGAUAGUGGGGGAUGUUUUGGGUGUAGGGAGCGGCUUGUUGGUGUCGAUGUUGAUUGUGGGGAGACCAAGAGGUUUGCGCAAUCGAUAGCUAGUUUGGCUAUGGAGAGGGAAGUCAAGUCUGAUUUUAAGAGUUUUAUGGAGUGGAUUGAUAAUCAUGCUGACUACGAGGCUAUAAUAGACGGAGCAAACAUUGGGCUCUACCAACAGAAUUUUGCUGAUGGCGGAUUCAGUAUUUCCCAGCUGGAAGCUGUAGUAAUGGAACUGUAUAAUAGAAAUAAGAAAUGGCCUUUAGUUGUCCUGCACAAUAAACGUCUACGGGCUUUUCAAGGGAGUCCUUCCAAUCAGAAGCUGCUUGAGGAGUGGUUAGCUCAAGGCACGCUCUAUGCAACACCUAGUGGAUCAAAUGAUGAUUGGUAUUGGCUCUAUGCUGCUGUAAAGUUUAAGUGUUUGCUUGUCACAAACGAUGAAAUGCGUGAUCACAUAUUUGAACUCCUUGGAAGCAGUUUUUUUCUUCAGUGGAAAGAAAGGCAUCAAGUCCACUAUACAUUUUUCAAAGGAGUUCCAAACCUUAAAAUGCCUCCAACAUACUCCAUUCUUAUUCAGGGUUCUAGAGGUUUGGUGGAACUAACUAAAACUGAAGAUAAGUAGAGGAAGAUUUUGAGGGGUAUUUGGACCAUUUGAAAUCUUAAAGAUAUGAUGACCUUGGUGAGCCCAAACAAGAGAAAGUAGUACUCAUGUUAUGGAAGAAGUACUCAAGGGAUGACGUUGAAAGUCAAUUGUUAAGUGCCUAAGUGUUGGUCCCAAUAGCUAACAUCUUAAGUCUCAAGUACACCAAAGGUUUAUAUAUCUUGACCAUUUUUAGGAUGAGUUAGUGUAAAAUUGUAACCCACUAACCCUACUUCAUUCUGCAGCGAACUACAUUCUCUAUCAUGUUGAUUUGUCCGAAGUUUACAAUACAAAUAUUAUUAGUCAUAUUUUACACUGAAAUGAGGGGAAAAGGUACUGUUAGUUUAUGCCAUUAUAAAAAAUUGGGAAAUGUGAACAGAAUGGUGCUGGCUUUUGUAGAUAAUCUGCUGCAAUCAUGAGUGUUAGAUCUGUCUUAUACUCUUAUCCACAUUGUAUAUAUUCAUUGUCUUCUAAGCUUGUCUCUGUUGAUCCUUAGGUGUGGUGUAAUUCAAGUAGCAUGACGAUUGUGUGCUAGUUUCUUUCCAUUGGUUUAAUAAUAUUGAGUAAGCCUCUUGUUGAAG
Beta vulgaris subsp. vulgaris (sugar beet) is the source of this 2346-nucleotide messenger RNA. RefSeq names its product proteinaceous RNase P 2. The record is from RefSeq and is a predicted model, not a curated record. Gene Ontology annotation, molecular function: ribonuclease P activity; protein binding. Gene Ontology annotation, biological process: tRNA 5'-leader removal. The transcript has 8 exons. Bases 350 to 1747 code for a protein of 465 amino acids. Lineage: Eukaryota; Viridiplantae; Streptophyta; Magnoliopsida; Caryophyllales; Amaranthaceae.